Messenger RNA from Aptenodytes forsteri (emperor penguin), 2141 nucleotides. RefSeq names its product transforming growth factor beta receptor 2 (gene TGFBR2). Lineage: Eukaryota; Metazoa; Chordata; Aves; Sphenisciformes; Spheniscidae. Gene Ontology annotation, biological process: heart development; protein phosphorylation; transforming growth factor beta receptor signaling pathway. The transcript has 8 exons. The coding region runs from base 1 to 1785 and encodes 594 amino acids. Gene Ontology annotation, cellular component: plasma membrane; signaling receptor complex. The record is from RefSeq and is a predicted model, not a curated record. Gene Ontology annotation, molecular function: activin receptor activity; ATP binding; activin binding.
AUGGGCGAAGAUGUACUGAGCUAUCCAGGGUUUGAUCCAGCUCCUACUGAAGUCAACAAGAGUCUUUCUGUUGACAUUCGAGAGAAGCUGGAUAUAGAUAGACCUGCAAAGUCGGUAGUCGUCGGGCAAAACUCCUUUGGCUUCAUCUGGAGAAAAGCAGCCCAAAAAGGAUCUGAAAUUACGUCACCUAUAGACGGAAGUAAGGAAAAUGGAUUGCAAAUGCCGAACCUAUGCAAAUUUUGUGACAUUAAAGUAACAACCUGCUCGAACCAAUAUCAGUGCAAGAGCAACUGCAACAUCACUGCUAUCUGUGAGAAGAAUAAUGAAGUCUGUGUCGCUAUAUGGAGACAGAAUGAUGAAAAUGUGACAUUAGAAACAAUAUGCCAUGAUCCCCAGAAAACACUGUAUGGUCACAUCUUGGAUGACUCCAGCUCAGAGAAGUGUUUGAUGAGGGAAAAGAAGGAAGAUGGGGGAUUGAUGUUCAUGUGUUCCUGUACAGGUGAAGAAUGCAAUGAUAUGCUCAUUUUUCCCUCAGAUGACCCUCAUAAGCCAGAGGAGAAAGAUGAAAUUUCCAAAGUCACAAUCAUAAGUCUUGUCCCAUUACUGGUGAUCUCUGUUGCUGUGAUUGUUAUCUUUUAUGCCUACCGCACUCAUAAGAAGAGAAAGCUCAACAAGGCAUGGGAGAAGAAUGUUAAGCCCAGGAAACAUAAAGACUGCAGUGAUGUUUGUGCCAUUAUGUUAGAUGAUGACCGCUCAGACAUCAGCUCUACCUGUGCCAACAACAUCAACCACAACACAGAACUGCUGCCCAUUGAGUUGGAUGUUGUUGUUGGCAAAGGAAGGUUUGCUGAAGUGUAUAAAGCCAAAUUGAAGCAAAACACAUCGGAGCAGUAUGAAACUGUGGCAGUCAAGAUUUUCCCCUAUGAAGAAUAUGCUUCCUGGAAAACUGAGAAAGACAUUUUUUCAGAUGUAAACCUCAAGCACGAGAACAUCCUCCAAUUCUUGACAGCAGAGGAGCGUAAGACAGAUCUUGGUAAACAGUAUUGGUUGAUCACUGCCUUCCAUGCUAGAGGAAACUUGCAGGAAUAUCUCACACGGCACAUUAUCAGCUGGGAGGACCUCUGGAAACUGGGUGGGUCCUUGGCCCGAGGGAUUGCCCAUCUGCAUAGUGAUCACACACCCUGUGGUCGCCCCAAAACACCUAUCGUGCACAGAGACCUGAAGAGUUCCAACAUCCUGGUGAAAAAUGAUUUAACCUGCUGUCUCUGUGACUUUGGGUUAUCCCUGAGACUGGACCCUUCUCUGUCUGUGGAUGACUUGGCUAACAGUGGGCAGGUUGGCACAGCAAGGUACAUGGCCCCUGAGGUUCUGGAAUCCAGGAUGAACCUGGAGAACGUGGAGUCCUUCAAACAAACCGAUGUGUACUCCAUGGCUUUGGUCCUCUGGGAAAUGACAUCUCGCUGUAACGGCGUCGGAGAAGUGAAAGAGUACGAGCCCCCGUUCGGCUCUAAAGUGCGAGAACACCCCUGUGUGGAAAGCAUGAAGGACAAUGUCCUAAGAGACAGAGGGCGACCCGAGAUCCCCAGCUCCUGGCUUAACCAUCAGGGCAUCCAGAUGGUGUGUGAAACUCUUAUUGAGUGCUGGGACCAUGACCCUGAGGCCCGGCUCACGGCGCAGUGCGUUGCGGAGCGCUUCAGCGAGCUCAAGCACCACGACAAGUUCUCGGGAAGAAGCUGUUCGGAGGAGAAGAUCCCUGAAGAUGGCUCCGUGACCACCGCCAAGUAGCGCGCACCCAAGAGCUCCGAAAUGGAGGGAAGUCGCUCCUAGACGCGUUCACCUUGGCAAAGGAAGAAGUCUCGAUCGGUGCCUUGACUUGCUUCCUGGAGGACUGAGGCUGUCACUACUCCCUUUAGACUCCGGCUCCGGACAGGGAGAUGUAUUCAUGGGAAUUAAAAGCCAGGGAGUAGGUGUCAUACCCUAGCAUUGGCUGCCGGCAUCAUGUCGUAGGAGGAGCUAUGUAUGUUAGCACUUCCUCAGGAAAUGAGAUUUGAAAAUAAUAACAUUAUGCACUUUAUUAAUGCCUGUAUAUAACUAUGAAAUUGCUAUUUUUAUAUAUAUAUACAUAUAUAUAUAAAAAAUGU